Messenger RNA from Osmia lignaria (orchard mason bee), 5623 nucleotides. The record is from RefSeq and is a predicted model, not a curated record. NCBI's taxonomy places the organism in Eukaryota, Metazoa, Arthropoda, Insecta, Hymenoptera, Megachilidae.
UGAAAAUUACCAAUAGGACAUCUGUUACAGAGGAAUGAACAUUGCAUGAUCUUUUUCGAGCAGGAACCUCAAUUUCACCACUGUUUCUAUAGUAACUUGACAGAUUAGUCCCAAAUUUUGCUAUUUCCAAUUGUUUUCUUUGCUUAUAAGUACUAUAUGUAUAUAUAAUAUGUAUAGUUUCGUAAAACAUUCAGAAAUAUUAUUAUUAAAACAUUUUUAUUGUCGAUACUUAUUUAUUAAGGUAUAAAGUUUUAUAUAUAUAUAUAUAUAGUAAAGUUUACGAUUUGAUGAAUGUUACUAUUCCAUCCGUGCAAUUAUCUCUAGUUUUGGAGCACAUGGAACAACAUAUGUACAUAAGUAAAUACAUACAUCAAAUUAAACAAUUUGAAAGAAAGAUAAAUUCAACAUGAAUUCUUUAUAUUUUUAUAUGAAUUUUUUCCGAGCAUUGACAGUAAUGUUAAUGAAACAUAACUUCAACUAUACGCUUUUUUAUAUAUUUGCAUAUUACGUCGUUUUUAAAUUGAAAAUAUUAACUGACACAACAUUUAAUUGGAACAUUUUACCGAAUAAUGUUUUUAAGAACCUUUUGAAACAGUUUUAUAAUCAAGACAAUAAUUAUGUAGAUUGUAAUUCUUGUUUAUUAGCAAAUAUAAAGUACUUUAAAGUGUCUCUACCAACUUGGUUUUAUGUAUGUUCCAAAGUAACUGUAAAAAAAUAUAAAACGUUAAUUAUUCCCUCAAAUGAUACUUACGCAAACAAAAUAUUUGCAUCUGAAAUCAUGAAACGUAACAUAGAGAAUACGUUACAUUGUAACAUUGAAAAAUGCUUUUUACUACCAAUAAAAGAGAACACAAUUAACUUUGCUAAAGAAGCAAAAGUUUCUAUGAUUUCAAAUCCAUACGAGAUUACAGAUAACUUGACAAGUAUUCUAUUAGAAAAUUAUUUUUCUGAACCUCGAUUUUUAAGAGAGAACGAUAUAUUUGGUAUUGAUGUAAAGGAACAUAUAUCGGAUCAGAUGUAUUUACACAUUAAUUAUUUAAUGUCUAUUAUAUAUUUCAAAGUUAAUACUAUUGUAACAAAGGAUAAAACUUGUACAAAAGGUUGUUAUAUUUUACACGGAGAAACAACGCUUAUUCAAGAACCUAAUGUGCAUAGUUAUCUACCUGAAAAAAGUUCCUACUACGAUGAAAGUAAAGAAAAGUUAAUUGAAUUAUAUCCAUCGGGUGUUGCUGCACCUUUGGAACACUUGGAACGUUGCAUCUUGCCUUUUAUUAAAUAUGAAAUUCAGUUACCCAUAAAACCAGUAUUUCUUGUUAAGGGCUCGCAGGGUUCAAACAAACGCAAAUUAAUACAAAUAUUAACUGAAAAGAUCGGUUUGAAUUGUCUAAAUGCCGACUUUGCAGAAGUUCAAGCUUUAACAUCAGCCCAAACAGAAGCCAAGCUACGUAUCGUAUUGCAUAAUGCAGAACAAUCAGUACCGUGUAUACUUUGUUUAAAUAACAUAGAGGUCUUUGGGAAAAAUGCUGAAGGUCAAAAAGAUGAAAGAAUAAUAUCAACAUUUUUGACUGAACUAAAUUCAUUGUACGAUAAACGCUUAAAAUAUCCAGUUAUUAUAGUCGCUACUACAAAUGAAUCUGAAAUAUCAUCAGAAUUGCAGAGAAUCUUUAUCGAAACUAUUCAUAUGGAUCAGCUGGAUCAAAAGCGAAGAACAGAUUUAAUUUCAUGGUUACUUGGUAAACGAGAUAUCAAGUAUCAAAUAAAUUUGUCGAAAGUAGCCGGUAUAUGUUCGGACUUUAGAUUUUUCGAUUUGUCAGCGCUAAUACUACACGCUGUAAAAUUUUAUUGUAAGAAUAACAGUGCGGAUGUAAAAUCACUCGUACUUUCACAAGAACAUUUUGAUAAAGCUUAUGAGUAUGUUCAAUCGAUAUAUACCGACAGUAAAGGUGCGCCACGUGUACCAAAAGUUUAUUGGGAAGACAUCGGUGGCUUAGCGACCUUAAAACAUGAAAUAAUGCGCAGGAUUCAGUUACCUUUAAUGAACGCUCUAGGUUUUGGUCAGUCUGGGUUACUUUUAUAUGGACCACCUGGUACCGGGAAAACGCUACUUGCCAAGGCUGUAGCUACGGAAUAUCAGCUUCACUUUUUAUCUAUCAAAGGUCCUGAGGUGUUGAACAUGUAUGUUGGUCAAAGUGAGAAAAAUGUUAGGCAAGUGUUUGAAAGAGCAAGAGCUGCAGCUCCAUGCAUAAUAUUUUUUGACGAACUCGACUCUUUGGCUCCCAAUCGUGGACGCAGUGGUGAUAGCGGAGGUGUAAUGGACCGUGUCGUAUCUCAGUUGCUCGCUGAAAUGGAUGGACUCGACUUUUCCAACAAUAUAUUCAUCAUAGGAGCUACAAAUAGGCCGGAUCUCAUAGACCCUGCACUUCUCAGACCUGGUCGUUUCGAUAAAUUAUUAUAUGUAGGGAUUCAUUCUGAUCGUGAAUCACAGCUUAAUGUAUUGAAAGCGCUAACUCGUAAAUUCAAAUUUCGCGAGAACGGAGAAGAAUUGACAAAACUAAUAGAUCAGUUACCUGAUCGGACAACUGGUGCCGAUUUGUAUUCCGUUUGCUCGAAUGCAUGGUUAAAUGCUGCACGUAAAGUCCUCCAUGAACAUGAUAAUCAAAAUACAUUAACAGACCAGUCUGCUUCUAACGAGGCCGUGUUAAAUGAAUGUAUUGCCGUAGAAUUUGAAGAUUUGUUAAAGGCUGCACGCGAGUUGGUUCCUUCGGUUAGCAAAGAGGAAGCAGAUAGAUACAAGAGAAUGCACAUGGAAUUAUCAUCGUCGUGAUAAUACUUCUCGAUGCUUUGAUCGUAAAGCAUUAGGUUCAAACAAUGUUCAGUCUUAUAAACGAAGAUGUUAUUUUAUUCAGGGAAGUAUGUAAAACAAUUUUCACAGCGAAUAAUUAUAUCAUAAAUGAUAUCUCUAAGCUCUAUCCUAGAUAUUGCACCAAAUGGGGUUACUCUUAAUGCUAGCUGUGCGACGAAGAACGUAACGGUACCGAAAUUUCUCCUCGAUGACGGUGGAUUCUUUAAAACGUUCCUAUUCAAAACGUUUAAUUACAAUAUAAUACAUUGAUCAAAGUAUGGCAAUGUAGAUAAAAAACGAGAUAGCUUUACUUUACUGACUUCUUAAUUGAUAUCGCGAGAUAGGAUCAAUUCGGAUAUAAUUCAUGGCAACGAACUUAUAUGUAUACAUAUGUAUAAGAAAGAAAUAGAAUCUUUUUGUUCGCGUUCGCACCUAUUCAUAUUCUUACCGUCAUACGUGGAUAUGAAAAUUGUUACAAUAAAAAGCCAUUGAAUUAAGGGCUUUUUGGGACUGUCGUUGAAAAUACUUAACAAUCGUAAAAAGAAAUAGCAAGAAUUCAUCAUCUAUGUGCGUUGUAGAGUGACUAAAGUUGGCGACAAUUAGCCUGUCAAUAAAUUUAGCUAUUGUAAACUCUCGUUGUAAAGCUAAUACGAGUUCUUGAAAAAGAUUUCAAAGAUCAACUAUAUAUGCUUUAUCGUUAUUGUUCGUAAUUGUAUAUGUAUGGAAAAAUCAAAGAACUACGUAUACUGUGAAAAGCGUGGUACAUGAGAAAGAAAUUUUAUAUACUCGGUGACUGCGAACUAUCUAGUCAAGUUUAAUACUUUACUUACAUUCAACGUAUCUUGUCGCAGUUUUUUUCUUUGUUUAGCAGUCUUGUGUGUUAAUGUGUGUGUGUGUGUGUGUUAUCAUACGUGUACACCCAGGUGCAACAUAGGCUUUCCAUUAUUUGUUUUCAGUCUUGGGAGAAUCCAAGGAAAGCUUAAUCUAACAGCUUUCUAUCCUCGUACAUAAAGAAUAUAGAUAGAGAAAUAAGGCGAGUGGUGGAACAUUUCUUCUCCAACACUUGUUUUGAACUAAGUAAAGCCUAUACUGCACACGGCGAGUGUACAUCUAAAAGGAAAGAAAUACAGUAGUAGUUCGAGAACGUGCGCAAAACCGAUCUAGGAUUAACGAACGUAGCGAAGGGUGGUAUUGCCGAUUAAUUGAACAGGACGACAUCGGCUUAUAGGCUCUCGGAGUGUAUAUUGUUCGAAUCGCGAGAAGACCCGACCUCCCGAUAAAGACUGUUUCUACACGUUUCUACGCGUGGUCGUUGAUCAAAAGAUGCGGUAAACAGAGCCAGUUAUGAGCCCUCGGUAUUCGAGCCUGCAACAAAAAAAAGGAAACAACCAUUUGACUAAUAUCCGUAGGUCUGUUUAACACGUUCCAUGGUAGUCAUCAGUUUUAGAAUUGUUUUACGGAACCUCUGAUGAAUACGUUUCUAACAAAGGCCUACUGUGUAUAGUAGAGAUAUAAAGAGACUUGGGGCUUCUACCAAAGGGAUUUUACAAUGGGAUUUUACUCGAUAAUCGUUAGGUUUGCAUCUUACGCAUACCUGGUCAAGACGAUUUCGUGGCAAAUUCGUGCAGUAUGUCACAAGCCAUUUCAAGAUCGUUCCUAGUAAUACCGAGCGCUCUAAUCACGGCGUCUUGCGCGAAUCCGAGAGCCGUCAGCUUGGAAAUGUGUUCGACGUUCACAUUCUCGUAUGCCGCGGUUUCUGGCUUCGCGGAACCACCGGUGGGAUCGUCCUUACCUCUCAUCAGGGCGGACAAUCGAGCUGUAUUCGCUUCCAGAUUAAUGUUCCUCACGACGUGCUGUCUCGUACCAGGUAUCACGAUUGUAUUCUCGUAAUGAUGAUCCUGUCUGUUGUGCUCUUUGCUGCUUGUCUUUGGCGGUCGUGGCACUGACAAAGGAGGAGGUACAGGAGGUAACGUUGGCGGUGGCUGUGGCUGUGGCUGUGGCUGUGCUUGAGAUGGGACGACAUAAUUCCCUUGGGAUCGACGAAUCCCGGCAUGAGCUCUGCUUACUGGAAAAGGAGCUGGAGGUAUUGGUGGCACUGGUGAAGGCGACGAAGCACGAUGCAACAUGUCGUAUCCUGCUUCGGAGUUCACUGAUUGAAUAAAACAGACAUAGAAUUGAAUGAUGCGUUAACUGCUGACGGUGGCGGUGGAGGAGCAUUUUCUUUAGGCACAGUCAAAUGUCGACCAUUUCUAGUAUGACCGUUUGGCGUUGGCGAUGGCGAGGGUCGUCGAGGUGGUAACGGUGGGCUUGGUACGAUUCUUCGCGUCAAGGUAGGUGAAUUAGUUGGAUUGGAAUCUUCUUCUUCUUCUUCUUCUUCUUCUUCUUCUACUUCUACUUCUUCUACUACUACUACUUCUUCUUCUUCUUCAUCUUCUUCAUCUUCUUCUUCUUCUUCUUCUUCUUCAUCCGAAUCGUCGCAGAUUAAGCCGGAAUGGCCAUUGCAUAGGUCCAUUAUUUCCUAAAACAAUUCAUAGGAAAAACGUGCAUUAAUAAGAUUUUGGUAUUAGCUAGAUUUCACUAAUCUCUUUUAAUACUAAUCAAGUAAGUAACUUGAGAAAUUGUUGUUGAUGAACUCGUGUUUGUAAAUGAAUAGAGAAAAAAACAUAACAAUUAAACAACGAGCGUAAUUACAAAGCGUAAAAGCAGAGAUAGAUAGAUAGAAAAAAAGAGAGGCAUAAUGCAUGUGUGUUCACUUACCUUUAUACAGUAGUGAAAAAAAAA